AUAGAAAAAUUGAGCUUUAAUGAAUUUGUGGACGGUCUGCGGGAAAUAUGCGGUUUUGCCACAAAAGGUGGCAAAACGGUGUCAAGAAAAUGUCAAUAAAACCAAGAUUUUCCUCCGAAAUUUUCUACUACAAUUUGCAAGAUGGUAAGGGAGAAGCUUCGAACAGCCUCUGGGCGGAAAGUGAAACAGUCGUCAAUUCCUUAACAACUAUAAGCGAGGAAAGUCCAGAAUUAGUGGAAGAAAUCCCGAAGCCAAAACGGGAACUGAAAAAACUAACAUGGGGCCAGGACUCAUAUGAGGGCAGCGUUCUACUUAACAAUCUUCAUGGCUCCGGAUUUUAUUUCGCCCAGCAAAACGGAGAAAAGUUCUUUUACGACGGCUUAUUCUACGCCAAUAAACUGGAGGGAUACAGUCAAGUGUUUUAUGAAAACGGCACGCACUUUCAAGGGCUUUUUCAAAAACACCGCAGAUUUGGACCGGGCAUUUUAACCCACCCUGAUGGAACACAAGACGUUGGCUUUUGGAAUGGGUUCUUCUUGAGCCGUUUGGCUUGCGUGAUUGGAGGCAAUUCAGUUCCCAGUCUGGCUAGCAGCGCAGCAGCAAAAACGAAGCUUUUAUGCACCAAAUACAUGGUUCCUUUGAACCAGAAUGAAAACGAUUUAGUCCAGCUGGCUCUGGAGCAUUUGGGUGUGGGUUCUGAUGAAGACAACGUGGAUUUUAGUGGGGUUUUCAACGAAGAGAUUCGUAACCCCAACAGUUUGUUUUUCCACACUCAACUGUUUGAUGAGCACUUUUUUGGAAGCGAUAACUGUACAAUUAAGGUUUUCCAUCAGGAACUGGCCGACGAGGAGGAAGAGGAGAUGAGUUCAGUUGAUGGGCAGGCGGUUGAAAGAAUGGAAAACUUGAAAAGGAAAAUUCACGAAGUCAACGAAACUCUGCAAACGUUCAUAGUGAUUCGCCAAAGCUUGGAAAGGAGGGUCAACAAGUGCAAGAACUGCUGCAGCCGGCAACAACCGGCAGAGAGAAGUGAGAAAUUGCAGGCAAAAGAGCAACUUUACACUUUAACACAAAAAACUCACGAAGCAGCCAAAAAUUUUCCUUCGGAAAAUUCAUCACAAAGUCUAGAAAUCGUCGCUGAUAUUAAUGCGGAAGAUAUUGAGGAUUUCAACUUACCGGCUUCAACUGCGCAAUUGGCAAACUACUCAGAUGGUUGUGCUUGCGCCGAAGAAGAAGGCGCUGUUGAUUUGGAGAAUUUAGAGGAACAACUGCAGAACAUUUGGUGUCAAGAAAUAUUUUACAGAAACAUCAGGGACGAAUUGGCAAAAAAACUAGACCGACUGGUCGAAAGAACGUCAACCAAACCCGAAACGGGGGCAUUCAAAUUGGUGCACGUGAAUGAGGUUUGGGCUUGGAACAACGAAAACUCCCUCAUUUCCAUGCAAAAGCACGCCUUUAAGCAUCGCCACUCCGAAGAUAUGGUGAAUUUCAGCGUCCCCAGUCUCAUUUUAGGCAACCGGAAGGAAUUCGGGGCAGCGGGAGCGCAUGAAGAGAUCGGCCAAAAGUUCCUAAUGGCCUGCCAUAAGGGCAAAAAGGGGUUUGUUAGUGAAUGUCUUCGCAACAAUAAAAUCGAUUCAAAUUUGUCGGACUCGCGAGGAAAUAGCGGAAUGUUUUUUGCUGCCGCCAGCAACCAGCAGGACAUUAUUGCGAUUUUAACAAAUUUCGGGGCCAAGGUUGACCAGCUGAACGACGAGCAGUUGACGCCCUUAUCGCUAUGCUUCUUAAAGUACAUUGCCCAGAAGAACAGUUGCAAGGAUUGGGAAAAGGCCUUUUUGCCAGGCAGCGAACGCUGCGAUCUGCCAGAGCUUCCCAAGUGGUACGACAUCAAGUCUUUUCAAAGUUCCACGACUAAUUCCUCUAAAACAUCCACCUGUCGCGAGGAGGGCAGCAAUCAGCAGUUACCCUGCUCGAAUUUGCGCAUUAUUGAUCUGCUUCGCAAAAUUUCCAAUUUUGAACAGACCGAAGGUGUUUUGCGCCCCAGUUGCAGUUCUACCUACGUUUUCGAUUUAAGCUGUAACCGCAAUAAGUUCGCCAAGCAAACUCAACUAGAAUCUGAUCGGAGUUUGAGUCUGGAAUCGAUCCAACUGACCAUAAUGACGCUUCUGGAUUACGGCGCCAACCCCAGUGGGUGCGAAGUGCCCCAUCCUCCUUUGGUUCUUUCGCUUUUCACUGAAAAUCCCGACUUAGUCAAAGAGGUGAUUAAAGCCAAUGCAGACAUCGACGUUGUAAUAGAUGAGAACGUUUCGUGUCUGCACAUAGCGGCCUCUUUGAAUCCCAGCUUGGCAAACACGACCAUUUGCCGAAUAAUCGUAAAAUAUGGUUGCAACCCCAACGUGAAAACCUCCCCAAAUCACUGGAUUGAUAGGAAAUAUGGCAUUACGGGGAAACUGCCGGAAAAUUUUCAAGUUGCCGAUGACGGGAAAAACGUGCUUCACUUGUUGUGCAUGAGAACGGACUUCGAAGGAGAUCAGUCGAAUUAUUUCUGUGCAGUGGCCAAGAUAUUGCUUGGGACUGAUUUGGACUUAAGCGCAAUGUAUUUGGGGCAUACGCCGCUUUCACUGGCCGUGCUUGCAGGCAAUGUGAAACUUGUGCAAUGUUUAAUAAAAGCCGAUGCAUUCGACCCGUACAAGCAACUGGAUUAUGGCAUGGGGAACAUUCUGACAUUGUUCGCUUUAAAGCGAUUCGAAAACGUUCUUCCUCUGGACAAGUGCAAGGCCAUGCUUACGGCCCUAUUCGAAGUGGGGCUGAACGUAUUGGCUAGAGUGGCAAAUUCCGAAAAUGCGACGGCUUUCGUCGAAGACGAAGACACGUUUUUCGAUGCAUUUGUUCCGAAAGCCCCCAAGAAAGCGCCGCGCGAUAAAUCGAAAAAAGACAAACAUUACGCGGGAGUAGUCAAGGAAUUUUUGAGGAGUUUGGCACGACAAACCCUAAUCAAACAAGUGCAGAUGGACGUUGCAUAUUUGCUAUUUGAACUGACUGAGGAAGAUAUGCUGAAUAGUUCAGAAAUAUUCGCCACCCUGGCCUCCCUAUACUUAGCGCCGGAAGAUCUUCUGCUAAACUUGAAAAAACUCUUCGAAUAUGGAAAAAUCGAGCACGAUCGCCUGGAUAAGGCGCAUGUUAAAACAGUACUGGACUUCGUUAACACGCACAAAAAACCUGUAAAGGCGAAAGCCAAAAAAUCCGACAAAAAAACGGGGCCCAAGCCUCAAGAAGCCGAUGCCGUUGAAACGCUGCAUCUGGAGUUCGAGCGGACUCUUAAUCUCCGUUUUAUUCCUCCGAAAAACCUGCCCUUGCCAGCAGGUCUGGACGACCCUCAAAAAUACCUUAUAUGCUACCACUGCUUACGAGGUGAAGAGAAAACGCUCAAAAUAUGCCCCCGGUGCCAGAUGGUGCGCUUCUGCUCCUCCCAAUGCAACAAGUUGAACUUGAAACUCAAAACCCUUCACACAUGCAACGUUUUGUUCUACGACAUGGCCAAUGGGGAGCAAGCGGUUAUUUCCAAAGGAGUGGCUUUGAGGGAAUUGUCGGAGAAAGUAAGGCAAAAAUGCGCGGCCCGCCUGAGCAGGAUGAGGGAGUCAAAGUUGGAGGAAGAGGAGCGAAAACUGAUGCAAAUGUGGCGCGCCGACACAUAUGGAACAAGGUUCCUUCAAAUCAAGCCCUUAUUGGAUAAAGCGGUUACUAAAAAGAAAGGCAAACAGUUGAAUUGGGACCUUGGCCUCCUGCAAGGGUUGUUGGAACGGAAUUUUCGAAAACACCCUGGAGACGCCUCGUUGUACUCGCUGGAGAACCUUCUGAUAAAACUGCAUGGGAAAGAUUGGUUUAGAAUAUUGGGACAAACGAAGUCCGAAGGAACAAUUCGGACCAAACAGAGCUGGAGCACCAGAAGAAGCACUUUGGGCGGCAGCACUUUGCCCAGCAUGAUUUUCCAACUGCCCGAACCAGAGGAAAAGCUGCACCGCAAAUCCUGCAAGUGCCCCAAAAAAAUCGCUCGAUCCAAGUCUAACGAUAAAAUUAAAGCAAACAUUCAAAAGGCUGAUAAUGAACCGAAACAUGAAGACGAUCCCAACGUUAACGAGUUAGAGCUUUUGUUCAGCCAAGCAGAAAAGCGCCCAGUGAUUAGAAAACUGAAAAAGAUCCCUACAAGGUACCAAAAGUUCGUGGAAAUUGUCGCAACAUAUUUUCCAGAUUUCGACAUUUCCCAAUGGCUGUUACCAUACGCCUGUUGCAGUGGCGGGCAGCUUUUCUAUAGGUUCUGCUACAAUAAUGAUGUGUUUAAGGAAAGCUACAGUUUCACCUAAUUGGACAGUCAACAGGCACUGAAAAUCGUACUUCCGAUAUAAAAAUUUAUUCUAAAAUUUGUAAAAUUAUAACUAAAAACCAUAAACUAUAAAGGCACUAGGAAUAGAUUUUGGACGUUCAAGACUUCAA
Dendroctonus ponderosae (mountain pine beetle) is the source of this 4485-nucleotide messenger RNA. RefSeq lists its product as uncharacterized. Bases 48 to 4355 code for a protein of 1435 amino acids. NCBI's taxonomy places the organism in Eukaryota, Metazoa, Arthropoda, Insecta, Coleoptera, Curculionidae. The record is from RefSeq and is a predicted model, not a curated record. The transcript is spliced from 11 exons. Gene Ontology annotation, molecular function: protein binding.